GAAUGGAGGCCAGUGGAGGGAUUGGCAGAGAGGGAUGGAGGACACUGAAUGGAGGCCAGUGGAGGGAUUGGCAGAGAGGGGUGGAGGACACUGAGUGGAGGCCAGUGGAGGGAUUGGCAGAGAGGGGUGGAGGACACUGAAUGGAGGCCAGUGGAGGGAUUGGCAGAGAGGGAUGGAGGACACUGAGUGGAGGCCAGUGGAGGGAUUGGCAGAGGGGGGUAGAGGACACUGAAUGGAGGCCAGUGGAGGGAUUGGCAGAGAGGGGUGGAGGACACUGAAUGGAGGCCAGUGG
Messenger RNA from Staurois parvus, 292 nucleotides. Lineage: Eukaryota; Metazoa; Chordata; Amphibia; Anura; Ranidae. The record is from the annotation of a GenBank genome assembly.